AGUGAGCAAGGAGGGGGGCGUGGCUUUAAACUCGGUUAAUCAUAAAAACACACGAUUAAACUUCGCUCUUCCCCACUCACACCCGGAGUCGCAAGACAGACUGAAGCGUCUCACAAACGAGGACUAAGACAACCCAGGCAAAAUGGUGAAAGUCGGUAUCAAUGGAUUUGGCCGCAUCGGUCGUCUGGUGACCCGUGCUGGUUUCACCUCCAAGAAGGUGGAGAUUGUGGCUAUAAAUGACCCUUUUAUUGACCUGGAGUACAUGGUCUACAUGUUCAAGUAUGACUCCACCCAUGGCCGCUUCAAGGGUGAGGUCAAGGUUGAGGGUGACAAGCUGGUCAUCGCUGGACAGAAAAUCACAGUUUUCCACGAGAGGGACCCCGCUAACAUCAAGUGGGGUGAGGCUGGUGCCCAGUACGUGGUUGAGUCCACUGGCGUGUUCACCACCAUCGAGAAGGCCUCUGCUCACUUGAAGGGUGGUGCCAAGAGAGUCAUCAUCUCUGCACCCAGUGCUGACGCUCCCAUGUUCGUCAUGGGCGUCAACCAUGAGCAGUACAACAAGUCCCUCCCGGUUGUCAGCAACGCUUCCUGCACAACCAACUGCCUGGCCCCCCUGGCCAAGGUCAUCAAUGACAACUUCGGCAUCAUUGAGGGCCUGAUGAGCACAGUUCAUGCCAUCACCGCCACUCAGAAGACUGUGGACGGUCCCUCUGGCAAGCUGUGGAGGGACGGCCGUGGUGCCAGCCAGAACAUCAUCCCAGCUUCUACUGGUGCAGCCAAAGCUGUUGGCAAGGUCAUCCCUGAGCUGAACGGGAAGCUGACCGGCAUGGCCUUCCGUGUCCCCACCCCCAAUGUGUCAGUGGUUGACUUGACGGUCCGUCUGCAGAAACCCGCCAAAUACGAUGACAUCAAGAAGGUUGUGAAGGCCGCAGCUGACGGACCCAUGAAGGGCAUUCUGGCAUACACAGAGGACCAGGUUGUCUCCACAGACUUCAACGGUGACUGUCACUCCUCCAUCUUUGAUGCUGGUGCCGGCAUUGCCCUCAACGACCACUUUGUCAAGCUGGUCUCAUGGUACGACAACGAGUUUGGAUACAGCAACCGUGUCUGCGACCUGAUGGCACACAUGGCUGCCAAGGAGUAAAGCGACCAGCCAAUCGACGUCACUGCACUGUCACAUCACCCCCAUUCUCCUUAUACCAGAUUCUUACAUUUAACAGUAAGACAUCAACCCCUGUUAGAUGCCUGAAGGAAAAGUCCCACAAAGAACAAAAAAGAUUUAAAUUGGUGACCAAUUACUUUUUUGUAUUAACUUCCUGUUCUGUUCUUGUGUGAUGGAGUUGAAGGUGUGAGAGUCUGUCUGUAGUACUGAAGUACUGCAGUCCGUGAAAUAAAGUCCUGUUUGUGAGA
Molecule: messenger RNA, 1410 nt
Organism: Micropterus dolomieu (smallmouth bass)
Lineage: Eukaryota; Metazoa; Chordata; Actinopteri; Centrarchiformes; Centrarchidae
Gene: gapdh
Product: glyceraldehyde-3-phosphate dehydrogenase
Exons: 12
Coding region: 143-1144 (333 amino acids)
Biological process (GO): glucose metabolic process
Molecular function (GO): NAD binding; NADP binding; oxidoreductase activity, acting on the aldehyde or oxo group of donors, NAD or NADP as acceptor
Source: RefSeq, a predicted model, not a curated record